UAAAAUAUUGGUGAGAUAAAACCUUCGAUUUACUGAAAACAUACAGUAUCUAUUAAGCAACCCAUGUUUGAGCCUAAACACUUAACUGAUCAAAUGAUGUAAAUCUUUAAAAAUGGGUCACAAAUAUCUAGUUUAAUUUGAAGGAAAUGCUCAGUAAUUUCCUAAAACAGCUGGGCACUGUAGUUUUUAGCAAACCUUACCCACAAUAGCAAUAUUUACAGCACCAGUACAGUGUAUGUGGGAUCAGCUCAAAAUAAACUACAAUGCCCAAGUUCCUCGUAAUGAAGUUAUAUGUCACCCCGCGUACAACAGUGUUGCUCCGUGAUGUGCUUGUAAUAGUUUUUGGACAACAAUGGAGAUCUAUGGCACAGAGGAAUAAGACACAUCUGGCUUUGGAUACACACACAAAUUAAUACUUAUUAGUAGGAUCAAUUCAUUGUUAGUUUUGGCCACCAUGAUUAAAAACAUUACUACACUACGUGGAUCCAAGCUGACCUCGGUGAGAAGCUGAAACCUCUAAAAACUCUUUGAGGGUUUGACGUCACUCUGCAGCAAAGGCCAGAUGGGUGAAGCAGUUCAGACGUAGGCUGAGAAUUCACGGCAUGGUACCCAUGGGUGCUGAUGAGUCUGAGAAGGAGACGAUGACUCUCGAUGAUUCAGAGUCACCUGGUUGUGUUGUCAAUCAGAGCUGUAAGAGGUGGGAGGGGCAGGGCACCCUUGGGUGACUUGGUCUGCUCAAUACAUUAAUGCUUUCAGUGACACCCCCUCCCCACCCCACCCAAGGGGGUUAUUUUUGCCCGACAUUGUCACGCCCCGCUGCUGAGGCCACGGGUACACACACACACACACACUCUCUCUCCCUCUCUCUUUCUCUCUUUCUCACACACACUCUCGUUGGCAUUCGUCCUCAGCUGACACACAGCUGACCAAGCGGACUUCACCGCAUGAACCUGGAGUACAAUCUGCUGUAAACUGAGACACACACACACACACACACACACAGACACACACACACACACACACACACACACAGACAAACACGUCUACACACGUGUGAAAACAAAACACACAAGCAAAGCGUGUUUUUCUUGACCAUGACGGAUACUGCAGCUGAGGAGGACAAGGAUCCUGAUAUUGAGCUAUUUGUCAAGGCUGGGACCGAUGGGGAGAGCAUUGGAAACUGUCCCUUCUCUCAGCGCCUCUUUAUGAUCCUCUGGCUGAAAGGUGUAGUCUUCAAUGUCACCACUGUUGACCUCAAGAGGAAACCGGCUGACCUUCACAACCUGGCCCCAGGGACACACCCGCCCUUUCUCACCUUCCAGGGGGAGGUUCUCACUGACGUCAACAAAAUUGAGGAGUACCUGGAGGAGAUGCUGGCUCCACCAAAGUAUCCCAAACUUGCAGCAAUUAACCGUGAAUCCAACACAGCAGGAAAUGACAUAUUUGCCAGGUUCUCAGCUUACGUCAAAAACACAAGACCAGAUAAAAAUCGAGCAUUAGAGAAGAGUCUAGACAAGGCCCUGGCUAAGCUGGAUGAGUAUCUGAUGAGUCCACUACCCGACGAGGUUCAGGCGGGACGCCACAGUGGCGAGAGGGAAUCCAACCGCAAAUACCUGGACGGAGACGAACUGACGCUGGCUGACUGCAACCUUCUUCCCAAACUUCAUGUUGUCAAGGUGGUUGCGAAGAAAUACAGAAAUUAUGACAUCCCAUCUGAAUUCAAAGGGGUGUGGCGUUACCUUGGCAACGCCUACAGCCGAGAUGAGUUCACCAACACGUGCGCAGCUGAUACAGAAAUCGAGCUAGCCUAUAAGGACGUAGCUAAGAGGCUUGGAAAAUGAAUGCAUCACAACCACAGUCACUAUUGUAGACUACCUUUAUCUCUUUUUAGAAAAUCAACAUACUUCUGACACACAGUAUAUACACUCUUUACAAAAGAUGAGUCAUUUUUAACACCAAUGUGCUGAAAUGUGUUUAAAUGUAAAAUAGUGGUAUGGUGUCUCAAAGAAGAGACACGUUCUAAAAAUGAUUCAUCAUCAUUCAUCAUCAUCAUCAAGGUGCUGUGUAGCAUCUCCAGUCUGAUGCCUCUGUAAUAAUACUGACUACACUAUAAAGAAAAUUGUUAGGUUAGGGUGAUUGAAAAAAAAUGUGAUUUUUAUUUAUUCAGAAAAAAAGUCUAAAGUUUGCAAAUGGCCGUUUGCUAAACCCCUACCCCAAAUAGUGGUUGUCAAAUCAUAGCUUAGCAAAUGUAAGCCGAGCCUAGCUUUGCACUUUGGAUGGUGCAUUGGGCUGUAGUAACAUUGAUAUUCUGCAUGUAGAGUUUGGAGGGGGGUGUCAUUUUUAUUUUUGCCUUUCCAAAACCAAUAACACAAGAGCAAAAGUGUAAAGAAUGGAUUAAGCAGUGCAUAUCUGCUUUAACGUAAGCUGCAAUGUUUGCAUGUCCAGCUAACUAGCUUACUACCUAACCGAGCGUUACUUCUAAGGCCAAGGAGCAUAUUGUUAACUAACUACAUCAGCCGGGGUUACAGGUUACUUAAACAAAAAGCCCUGUUCACAACUAGCUCCUGUAUGCUAACAGAGUUUAGGGUAAUGUCAGUGGCUCUGUUCUACUAUUUACCGGAUUUAGGGAAGUUUACACUCCAACAACCGCAGCCAGUGUUACCCAAGAUAGCGUUACGUUUGCCAAACACAUAGGUCAGUCCUCAUCCUAAAAGCCUUUCCUUUCCUAACAUUAAAAGUGAAAUGUACUGUUUAAAAUGUGAAAAAUGUAAGCUAAUGAGCCAAACAGGGUUGAGUUAGAAUGAAAUAACAGACUGAUCUUACGUUUUUCUUUAUCACACUUAUCACACUAGGACUAACUAGCUAGCUCUGCAGUGCAAUACAAGAACAAUGCUUCUUCUGUAUUUCCAUGUGUGCUGCAUGGCUCAUAAACUGCUGAGGAUGCUGCCUUUUUUUUCUGGGACAUGCAGCAUUAGCUUCAGGCCUUUGGCAUUAUAUUGUUUAUGUAGCCAUCAAGUGCACACUUAGGCACCCUCUUUUAAGAUUCUGGUCUUAAAAAGAGUUGGCUGGAAACGUUAAAAAGUUAGCCAGAGACAGCAUUUUCAAACAACUGACAGAGCUAAUGUUAGCUGGAUAAGAGAGCUAGCUACUUUCAGUCACUAGCGUCACUUCAGCCGGCUCAAUCAGCAGUAGCUGGCUAGAAAUGAGAAGGCUGCUUUUGUCUACCUCUGACAAAAAAUCUGCCUCUGUUACCAUUGUAAACUGUGCUGUGGGAGAAUGGAAAGCUUGACAAGCGUAGCAACAGUAACUAAGGGGGGUGGAGCUUAACAAACAGUCAAAAAAACUAAAUAAACAUUUUUUUGGUGACAGCAGAGCCCCAGUCAGCCAGUGAUGGAGGUUGUUUUCUCCUGAGCUCUACUGACGUGUAACCCCCUUCUGUGAAUCUGCUUAUUAAACCCUAAUGAUUUCAAGUCGUGAAAUUCUUUUAUAUAUUUAAUAGAAAUAAUGGGAUGCAUAAAGCAGGGUUUCAUUAUUUGCUUAUCUUGCUCCUGUGGAUUAUGUUGUAUUAUUACAUUGCGGGGUCGAAUUAAUAGACAAGAAAGUGUUGUUGGAAAAUACUGUUAAGAAUGUGUUUCCGCCAAAGUAAUUUGUCUUUUAUUGGAACAGUGUGAGCUUUGUAGACUCCUUUUCUUAAUGAGGCAAUGACUUACCAGUUCAAUUUUGGGUUUAUUCAUCUCCUUGAACUGUGUAAUGAAGAUAGAUUUUCUUUGGAGAUUACUAAUCUCUUUUAAAAUACAGUUUCCUUACUUUUACAGUCUCACACCACAGCUUAUGUCUUUUACUAUCAAUCCUUGUCUGAAAUGGUCACAGUCUCACAGUGUAUUUCAGAUUAAAACUAUAUGUUCAGUUUGAUAAAUCAGCCUAUAAAGAAAAGAAAAGGCAUGCAAACAAACCAAGUUUACCCCAGCUGUUAUCAUUUUAUUCAGUGCAAACUGAUGGUAGUAAAUGUAAUUUUACUAGUCACUAGUGCCUUAGUGGGAAUCAAGCUCUCCUCUGCCUUCAGCUCUUUAUGUCUGUACAGUUAAUUUUGUGUUUGAAUAUAAUAUGAGUGUGAAUCACUGAUGUCAUCUAAGGACUUUUCCUGCCCCGUGGCAGUGUGAUAAUUAUAUAAAUUAAGUUUUCCUGCAAAUGAUUGUAGCUCAACUAUAUUCACAUUCUUUCUGAUGAAUAGAACCAUGAACCCACUGUGUAUAUGUUGCUUAUUUGAAUAAUAAAUCUAUUUUCUCAGAGA
Molecule: messenger RNA, 4291 nt
Organism: Siniperca chuatsi (mandarin fish)
Lineage: Eukaryota; Metazoa; Chordata; Actinopteri; Centrarchiformes; Sinipercidae
Gene: clic5a
Product: chloride intracellular channel 5a
Exons: 6
Coding region: 1095-1841 (248 amino acids)
Source: RefSeq, a predicted model, not a curated record